AUGCACACUGCUCCCAUCUAUUAUCUUGAGCACUUAAGAGAUGAAGAUUGUUGGCAACUGUUUGCCAAGCAUGCAUUUGACAACGAAGAUUUAAAUGCAUAUCCAGACUUGGUAACAAUUGGUAGAAGAGUUUCUGAAAAGUGCAAGGGCUUGCCCUUAGCUGUAAAAACACUUGGAGGCAUCUUGUGCUAUAGACUAGACGUUGCAAAAUGGAAAAGAAUAUCAGUGAAUGAGAUUCGGAAUUUCUCAGAUAAUGAGAGCUAUAUUCUACCAGCUUUGAGGUUAAGUUACCAUUGUCUUCCUUCACACCUAAAGCGGUGCUUUGCUUUCUGUUCAAUAUUCCCCAAGGACUACACAUUUCAAAGGCAGCAAAUGGUCUUAUCAUGGAUGAAGGAAAAUCUUUUGCAACGAGCAAGGAGAAAUAAGAGAAUGGAAGAUAUAGGAGAUGAAUGUUUUAAUGAGGAAUAUUGUUUUACAUUUGAAGAGGCCAACUCCAAGGAAGACAUGAUGAAGGUGCGCCAUCUAUGUUUCAAUGUCUAUUACCUUGAAGAGUUGAGGUAUUUCAGAGCAUUAUCAUUGCUUUGUUGUGAAAAUUUGAAGCACAUGUCUGAAUUGAUUGGUGAACUAAAGUGUAGUUACCUCAUUGAGUUUUCUAAAAAUAUGCAUCAUCUCAUUAACUUGCGACAUUUUGAUAUCAGUGAAAGUGACAAGGAUAUGGAGAUGCUGAGUCAAAUAAAUAAACUGACAAAUCUCCAAACAUUGAGCACUUCCAUUGUGGGAAAAGAUAACGGGACCAAAAUACUAGAAUUGAGAGAGCUUUCAGAUUUCCAUGGAGAACUUUCACUUGAGAAUUUACAGAAGGUUGCAAGUGUUAAGGAUGCAUCGGAAACCGAAUUGGUGGACAAGAAUUGUCUUGAAGCAUUGUGUUUGUCUUGGAAAGGUCAUACUAAUGAUUCAAAACAUGACAGAGAAAUACUUAAAGAGCUGUUGCCUUGCACAAACUUGAAAAUUCUUUCCAUUUAUGCAUAUGGAGGUAGAACAUGCCCAAAUUGCUACCCUCCCUCAAAACUCUCUAUAUUUACGGACUUAUGUGGAGUGCUGAGUGAGGGUGCUGAGUUUUACGGGUUUAGUGCAUCUAAUUCCAUGAGAAAGCCAUUUGCAUCACUGGAAUUCUUAAGUUUCAGUGAGAUGUUAGCAUGGGAAGAAUGGUCUUCAAUUGAAGCUGAAGAUGGUGAAGUUUUCCCUAGGCUUCAGCAAACUGAAAUAUAUAACUGUGGCAGGCUAAAUACUGCUGAUUUGCCUCACACCCUUCCAUGUUCAGCUAAGCUUAUAAUUGAUGGAAGCGAGGUUCUAGUUUCAUCACUCCCAAGGACUUCAGCUAUCCAAGACUUGGAGUUAGACAAGUGUGAAGAACCACAGCUGCAGCAACCUAACCAACAGUAG
Messenger RNA from Ziziphus jujuba (common jujube), 1443 nucleotides. Its product is annotated as putative disease resistance RPP13-like protein 1. The transcript has 5 exons. NCBI's taxonomy places the organism in Eukaryota, Viridiplantae, Streptophyta, Magnoliopsida, Rosales, Rhamnaceae. The coding region runs from base 1 to 1443 and encodes 480 amino acids. Gene Ontology annotation, molecular function: ADP binding. The record is from RefSeq and is a predicted model, not a curated record. Gene Ontology annotation, biological process: defense response to other organism.